AUGAUGGCCGCAGCAGACCCAAAUCUGCGUGAUGGGAAGGCUUAUGGCCCGCUCCACCUCGCCGCCGAAGCAGGGCACCACCGACUCACAGGUGUCCUUCUUCGGAACGGGGCCCGAGUAGAUGCGACGAAUGAUUUCCAGGAGACUCCUCUCUACCUUGCUGCCUCAAGGGUCAUCGAUGCUGUCCGUGCACUCUUGGACGCUGGGGCCGACGUCAACGCCAAAGCCGGGGACAACGGCGACCGCACGCCUCUCCAUGUUGCCGUCGAUCGUCGGAUGUCAUCGAUCUGCACGAUCCGCGCGCUGUUGAAGGGAGGGGCGGAUGUCAAUGUGCGUAACGACUACGACCAUACGCCGCUGCAUGUAGCUUGCAUGUGUUUUAUUUAA
Messenger RNA from Ectocarpus siliculosus, 387 nucleotides. Lineage: Eukaryota; Phaeophyceae; Ectocarpales; Ectocarpaceae. The record is from the annotation of a GenBank genome assembly.